AUGGACAUUAUCAAUAAAGAGUUGGCAAAAAAACAUGAACAACAAAGCGAUAGUAAGACAGAGACGUUUUUCGAAUAUCUGUCUGCCAACAAAAAUGUUACACAGAAGAGUAUGGCACUGUAUCUUACUGGAAUGAUGGCAGCUGGUAUUGAUACGACCAGUACGACGUGUCUUUGGCUGCUUUACGAACUGUCUCGGCACCCAGAAGUGCAGGAGAAAGUAUAUCAGGAGAUGGUAUCUGUCCUCGGCCCUGACGGGGAAGUAUCAAAAACAAACAUUCAACGUUUAUCGUUCAUCAGGGCAACUCUGAAAGAGUCGGGGCGUAUGAAUCCUGCCGGUGCGUUUGUGGUUGCUCGGGUAUUUGAUAAGGAUCUCGAUGUUCUCGGCUACCGUAUCCCUGCUGGUGUAUAUGUUUUAUUGCACGAACAUUUACUGUCAGUUGAUCAGCGCUAUUACGGGGAAGAUGCGAAGCAGUUUGUGCCAGAGCGGUGGCUGCGUGACGAAAUGGGAAAGAAAAACGACCUAAAUCCGUUUACUUCAUUACCGUUCGGUUAUGGAGUAAGAAUGUGCUUAGGUCGGAGAUUGGCCGAGUCAAUGAUCUAUACUUUGGUAAGCAAACUCUUACUAUGUUUCCAUUUGGAAUACGCAGGAGAUACUGCAGUGAACAAGGACAUAAAGGAUGGGUUAAUGAAACCAGACCGACCUGUCUUAGUGAAAUUCAUACCAAGAAAAAGGACAUGGACUAGUUAG
Molecule: messenger RNA, 750 nt
Organism: Paramuricea clavata
Lineage: Eukaryota; Metazoa; Cnidaria; Anthozoa; Malacalcyonacea; Plexauridae
Source: the annotation of a GenBank genome assembly